Molecule: messenger RNA, 4317 nt
Organism: Knipowitschia caucasica
Lineage: Eukaryota; Metazoa; Chordata; Actinopteri; Gobiiformes; Gobiidae
Source: the annotation of a GenBank genome assembly
AUGUGCCUGGCAAAAGCAGACGUGUUGUCCAGAGUUUUACAAAAGACAACAUGUGACGAGUCUGCGAGAAUGAAGCCUCGGGUGGAAAGGAACCGCUUGACCUUGUUUUGGGGUCUGAUGCUGGGUCUGUCGUCCUGCCUCUGGCCCGCCACAGCAGAGAUAUGUCAAGGCAUUGAUAUUGGCAACGAUAUCAGUGAAUUCAUCCGUCUGGAAAAUUGUACAGUUGUGGAGGGAUACCUGCAGAUUCUGUUGAUAGGAGACAAAAGUAACAGCACAAACCAGGAAGUCUUCCACACUCUUAGCUUCCCCAAGCUUACAAUGAUCACUGACUAUCUCCUGCUGUUCCGUGUGUCUGGCCUGGACAGCCUCAGCACACUCUUUCCUAACCUUUCUGUCAUCCGCGGCCGCACCCUCUUCUACAACUAUGCCCUGGUCAUCUUUGAAAUGACCAGUCUAAAGGAUAUUGGCCUCUUCAACUUGAGAAACAUCACUCGUGGCGCAAUUCGAAUUGAGAAGAACCCUGAGCUCUGCUACCUGGACUCAAUUGACUGGUCCCUCAUCAUGGAUGCAGAGUUCAACAAUUAUAUUGCAGGAAACAAACAGGCCAAAGAGUGCAGUGAUAUUUGUCCCGGCAUCAUGGAGAACCAACCCCAAUGCAAAAAGACAAUCUUCAACGAUAACUACAACUACCGCUGCUGGAAUUCAGAUCACUGCCAGAAAGAGUGUCCUGAGAAGUGUGGGAGACUAGCAUGCACAGCGUCCGGCCAGUGCUGCCACCCUCAGUGUCUGGGCAGCUGCACAGUGCCUGGAAGUGACCGGGCAUGUGCUGCAUGUGUGCAUUUUUACCAUGAAGGGCGCUGUGUCCCAGACUGCCCUCGAGGUACCUACAAGUAUGAGGGCUGGCGUUGCAUCAGUGCUGAGUACUGCUCUAAGGUCCAUCCUGCUGGAGACGACAGUUUUAUUAUCCAUGCCGGAGAGUGCAUGCCUGAAUGCCCAUCUGGGUACACUCGCACUACUCCCAACAGUAUGUCCUGUGCUGCGUGCGAUGGGCUGUGUGAUAAGGUGUGCGAUGGAAAUGUCAUCGACUCUUUGGAUGCGGCUCAGUCUCUCAAAGGCUGCACUGUUAUCAAAGGAAACCUGGAUAUCAAUAUCCGACGUGGACAUAAUAUAGUGGCAGAGUUGGAAAGUUUCACAGGGUCAAUCCAGAGAGUAACCGGUUAUGUACGAAUUCGAUAUUCCAACACUUUGAGUUCCCUGGCCUUCCUUCGCAGCCUGAAGAUCAUCGAUGGAGAAAUGCUUAUUGAAGAUAUAUAUGCAUUCUCCGCAAUUGAAAACCAGCAACUCCAAUACCUGUGGGACUGGAAGAAACACAACCUUACGAUAAAAAACGGAAUCCUGAACUUCAGAGGAAAUCCCAAACUUUGCAUGUCCGAAAUCCGCAAGAUGUGGAACAAAACGGGUAUUCAGGACCGCUUUGAUGAGAACGACUUCAGGAACAACGGCUACAGAGCGAGUUGUGAAAGCUAUACAUUGAGAUUUAAGUCAAACAGCACCAGAAGUACCAAAAUCAAACUUACUUGGCAACGUUACCGCCCUCCUAAGGACUACAGAGAUCUCAUUAGUUUUAUUGUUUACUACAAGGAAGCUCCCUAUCAGAAUAUAACUGAGUAUGAAGGACAGGACGGCUGUGGUUCAAACAGCUGGAAUAUGGUGGAUGUGGAGCUGCGUCAAGAUAAGGACUCCGAUCCUGGAGUGCUGCUCUCCAACCUGAAGCCCUGGACGCAGUAUGCCGUCUUCGUUAAAGCUAUUACACUCAUGGUGGAAGACAGACAGGGCCAAACUGCACCGAGCGCAAAAAGCAAAGUGGUCUACAUUCGCACAAGCCCAUCAGUGCCCUCCAUGCCCCAAGAUGUUCGAGCCUACUCAAACUCUUCCACACAGUUGGUUGUGAGAUGGUCACCACCUCUUUCACCAAAUGGAAAUCAAACCUACUACCUUGUCAGAUGGCAGCAACAAGCAGAGGAUCGUGAGCUUUAUCAGCAUAACUAUUGUUCUAAAGAGCUAAAAAUUCCAAUCAGGAUUGCUGCCAAAGGUUUAGGAGACCAAGAGGAAGAGACUAAGUUGGCCAAGCCAGAUAUUGAAGGGACUGAAAAAGGCCCAUGUUGCCCAUGUCCAAAGUCUGCAGAGGACCUAGAGGCAGAAGCUGCUGAUGCCUCAUACCGAAAGGUCUUUGAAAACUUCCUGCAUAAUUCAAUUUUUACACCAAGACCACCAGACCGCCGGCGCAGAGAUCUGUUUGGAAUCGCUAACUCUACUUACUCACACCGAAGCCGAGUCAAUGCCAACAGCAGCUCUACAACCCCUCUGCAGGGUGGUACUAAUGGCACAACCGUAGACCCUGAACCUGAGCUGGAGUUUGAGUUCAUGGAACAAUCAGUGACUGAGCGUGAGCUCCAGAUCUCGGGCCUGAGGCCCUUUACAGUUUACCGCAUUGACAUCCACGCUUGCAACCAUCAAGUCCAGCGAUGCAGUGCUGCUGAGUUUGUCUUCUCCAGGACAAAGCCUGCAGAAAAGGCAGAUGACAUCCCAGGACAGGUUUCCUGGGAAGGCCAUGAGGAUUCAGUGUUUUUAAGAUGGCCAAAACCAACUCAUCCGAAUGGACUUAUUCUUAUGUAUGAAAUCAAGUUCAAGCAGUCUUCUGAGACUGAGAAGCACGAAUGUGUCUCUGGGCGGAUGUUUCAAGCACAGCAGGGCUUUAAACUGUCCAAUCUCAGCCCAGGAAACUACUCCGUUCGAGUUCGAGCCACGUCAUUGGCAGGCAAUGGUUCCUGGACACAGAUGAUAGAUUUCUAUGUUGCUGAGCGGUACGAAAAUGUUAUCUACACUGUAAUCUUUGUUCCCAUUUCUGUGGUGCUCUUCAUCGGUCUUGUUGCUGCUUUGUUGGUGUUGCAAUACAAGAAAAGAAACAGUGACAGGCUGGGUAAUGGAGUUCUAUAUGCAUCAGUCAAUCCGGAAUACUUCAGUGCUGCAGAAAUGUAUGUACCUGAUGAAUGGGAGGUUCCCCGUGAAAAAAUCACUUUAAACAGAGAGCUUGGGCAAGGCUCAUUUGGCAUGGUGUAUGAAGGUUUAGCAAAAGGAGUGGUCAAGGAUGAGCCAGAGACACGUGUCGCUAUUAAAACAGUGAAUGAAUCAGCGAGUAUGAGGGAGAGAAUAGAGUUUCUCAAUGAGGCCUCUGUUAUGAAGGAGUUCAACUGUCAUCAUGUGGUUCGACUACUUGGUGUUGUAUCUCAAGGUCAGCCCACAUUGGUUAUCAUGGAACUAAUGACCAAAGGCGACCUUAAGAGCUACUUGCGUUCCCUUCGACCUAAAGAGCAGCAGUGGUCAAGCCUGUCGCUUCCCCCGUUAAAGAAGAUGCUUCAGAUGGCGGGGCAAAUUGCAGAUGGCAUGGCCUACUUGAAUGCCAACAAAUUUGUCCACAGAGACCUAGCUGCAAGGAAUUGCAUGGUGGCUGAGGACUUCGCUGUUAAGAUUGGAGACUUCGGAAUGACCAGGGAUAUUUAUGAGACGGACUACUAUCGCAAAGGCGGGAAGGGUUUGCUCCCCGUGCGCUGGAUGUCUCCAGAGUCCCUGAAGGAUGGAGUGUUUACCACAUACUCCGAUGUCUGGUCGUUUGGAGUGGUCUUGUGGGAGAUUGCUACUUUAGCCGAACAACCAUACCAAGGUCUGUCUAAUGAGCAGGUUCUUCGCUUUGUCAUGGAAGGAGGGCUGCUGGAGAAACCACAGAACUGCCCGGACAUGUUGUUUGAGCUGAUGAGGAUGUGUUGGCAGUACAACCCAAAGAUGCGCCCGUCAUUUGUGGAAAUUAUCAACAGUGUUAAGGACGAGCUGGAGCCAUCGUUUAAGGAGAACAGCUUCUUUUAUAGUGCUGACAACAAGCCUGCAGACACGUCACAAGAUCCCCUGGAAAACUUGGACGCUAUGGACCACAUAAACGAGGUACCUUUGGAGCCUACAUCUUCAAAAAAGUCCCUGCAGACUCCGGCCUGUCCACAGACUCCUCCAUCGCCCAGCUCACAGGCCCCAGCAGGACUGUCAUUAGCCAGUACCUCCCCCUCAUCUCCCACUACGUCCUCUGCCAUUGACAAGCAGAGCCCCAGUCAGCAGGCGGCCAAUGGAUUGUCGGGGGCAACCACAGGACUGGGCACGGGCGCUCAGCCGAUUAGGCCGUCCUUAGAUGAACUUCCGCCUUAUGCUCACAUGAAUGGAGGACGCAAAAAUGAACGUGCCAUGCCCCUCCCCCAGUCGUCUGCCUGCUGA